Triticum aestivum (bread wheat) is the source of this 1470-nucleotide messenger RNA. RefSeq lists its product as uncharacterized. The transcript has 2 exons. The record is from RefSeq and is a predicted model, not a curated record. Lineage: Eukaryota; Viridiplantae; Streptophyta; Magnoliopsida; Poales; Poaceae. The coding region runs from base 213 to 1355 and encodes 380 amino acids. Gene Ontology annotation, molecular function: protein binding.
CCUAGGACAAGGGCACAGCAAAAUAGAUCAGCCGCCGCUACCUUAUCGAUCGCUCCUCUCCGGCGUCGGCGCGUGUCUUCCACCGGGCUGGGUCACCGGAACGAACACCGCGCGGUGUCGCCGCCAACCCGCGCCGCCCGUACAUCGAGCACCACCACCACGGACCACAGCUAGCAUAGCACGAGCACAGGCAAGUUAAUCUGCCAUAAAAGAUGGAUUCUAAGAAGGUGAUUACUGCUGCUAAUCAUCUAACAAAUGAUCUAGUGGUGGAAAUCCUCUCUCGGGUGCUGUUCAAGACUUUUUGCCGCAUUAAAUGUGUAUGCAAGGCAUGGCUCGCCUUCCCUUUUGAUCCUCACUACAACCGGAAGCUGCCAAAAAUUCCCACCGGUGUUUUGUGCAAAGGCCAUAACGGGUCUUCUAUCCAAGUUGUUAACAUGUCCCCAGACGACAAGAAAAUUGAUGGAACUCUUAGAUUCAUACCACAUCACGAGCAAUUACAAGUUGUGGAUUGUUCCAAUGGCCUAGUCCUUUGCCGCUACAAGAGCUUCUAUACUUUUGGAAAUACUUGUCGCUUCAUUGUGUGCAACCCAGCAACACAAGAGUGGAGAGCUCUUCCUGUUUCUAACACUAACAAUCACCCAUAUGUCUCAAAUUACUCCCGUUGUACAACUUUUCUCACCUUUGAUCCGUCGUGGUCGCCACAGUUCUACGUCUUCAACUUUCUGCAGAAUGCCAAAGGUCGGCCAAUGGGUAUAAGGAAACUUGAGGUGUUCUCUUCUGAACUUUUCACCUGGCUAGUGGAUGAUGCAUGGAGCUCGGAUCAUAGGCUACGGUUUAAGAACCCACACAGUUUUGUAGGUGGUGUGUUGCAUGUGCAGACCAACAAAACAAACGAGAUUCUUGUGGUUCAAGGCCUGGAGGCAAUGAGUUCUGCCGUGGUGCCUUGUCAUUACAUUAUCCGGCCUCCAGAAAACUGUUUGGGUGGUUGCUUUGGCCAAUCUUUGGGGGUCUUGCAGUGGGCAUGUCCAGAGGAGAGUGGCCACGUAAUUAAAAUUUUCCACCUUGAUGCUUAUCGCCCUUGCAAGUGGUCUCUUAAGCAUCGUCUUCGCAUACGGGAUGCAUUUGAAAGGGACGACUUUGUUCCCAUUGAAGAGUACCUACAGUGGUUAUGUGAUUUUGAGAUUGUUGCUCUUGACUUUGAAAGGGGUGUUAUCUUCCUCUUCGAGAAGUACGAAAAAAAGCUUUUGUGGUAUAACAUCAACACUGGGAAGCUUAAUGAGAUCAAAGAUGAUCGGUUCACCCAUGGAUGUGAGUACUAUUCUUAUGUGGCAUGCUACUCAAAGCUUCCGGCCUGAGGCAAUUAUUUGAUGAACUGAGUAACAUCACAUUAUGUGCAUUACUUGUUUGCUGCACCUUUUCUUUUGUCAUUUGUUGUGGCUACAUGCCUCUGUUUCUCCUCUGUCAGACAUA